This is a messenger RNA of Volvox carteri f. nagariensis, 447 nucleotides long. RefSeq lists its product as uncharacterized. The record is from RefSeq and is a predicted model, not a curated record. Gene Ontology annotation, biological process: methylation. Gene Ontology annotation, cellular component: eRF1 methyltransferase complex. Gene Ontology annotation, molecular function: S-adenosylmethionine-dependent methyltransferase activity; nucleic acid binding; protein methyltransferase activity. The coding region runs from base 1 to 447 and encodes 148 amino acids. NCBI's taxonomy places the organism in Eukaryota, Viridiplantae, Chlorophyta, Chlorophyceae, Chlamydomonadales, Volvocaceae. The transcript is spliced from 7 exons.
AUGCUGUUGGCGAUUGACCACAGCCCCGCUGCGGUGGAAGCUACCCGCCUGACCCUCCAAGCUCAUCAGGUUUCGGAGGUGGAGGUGCUUGCGGUCAGCCUUCUAGGUCCUUUGUGGGACAGGUUACGCGGUAGCGUUGAUGUGAUGGUGUUCAACCCGCCCUAUGUGCCCACCCCGAACGAGGAGGUGGAGCAGGGCGGCAUAUCGUCCGCCUGGGCAGGGGGUCAUCGGGGCAGGAGGGUGAUCGACAGAGUGCUGCCGCUGGUGGGUGGGAAGCUGCCGGAGCUGUUAUCGCCCCGGGGGGAGCUGUUCAUGGUGACGGUCACGGAGAAUGACCCACAAGGCAUCAUUGAAGACAUGCGCCCUUCCGGAUUCCAAGGUCGCAUAGCUGCCAGUCGGCAGGCGGAUGAGGAGACGCUUCAAAUCGUACAUUUGUGGCGGCAGUAG